AUGAAUAGUUUGUGUUUGCAAAGGUUACAAGAAGAAAGAAAGAAGUGGAGAAAGGAUCAUCCAUUUGGAUUUUGGGCAAAGCCUACAAAGAAGGAGGAUGGAUCGAUGAACUUACAAAAGUGGGAGGCGGGUAUACCGGGUAGAGAGGGUACUAUUUGGAAGGAUGCUGUGUAUCCGAUUACUAUUGAAUAUCCUGAUGACUAUCCUUCGAAACCUCCCAAGGUGAAAUUUCCAGCUGGUUUCUAUCACCCCAACAUCUAUCCUAGUGGUACAGUUUGUCUCAGUAUCUUGAACGAAGAUCAGGAUUGGAAACCAGCCAUUACAAUGAAACAAAUUCUUCUAGGUGUUCAGGACUUAUUAACAAGUCCUAAUCCUGAUUCUCCAGCUCAAGAACCAGCAUGGAGGGCAUAUGCUAAGAAUGUACAGGAAUACGAAAAAAAGGUUUUAGAACAAGCUAGAAGGUAUACAAAAUGA
Molecule: messenger RNA, 474 nt
Organism: Eremothecium cymbalariae DBVPG#7215
Lineage: Eukaryota; Fungi; Ascomycota; Saccharomycetes; Saccharomycetales; Saccharomycetaceae
Gene: UBC9
Product: E2 SUMO-conjugating protein UBC9
Exons: 2
Coding region: 1-474 (157 amino acids)
Biological process (GO): protein sumoylation
Cellular component (GO): nucleus
Molecular function (GO): SUMO conjugating enzyme activity
Source: RefSeq, a predicted model, not a curated record